Molecule: messenger RNA, 615 nt
Organism: Trichoderma reesei QM6a
Lineage: Eukaryota; Fungi; Ascomycota; Sordariomycetes; Hypocreales; Hypocreaceae
Exons: 2
Coding region: 1-615 (204 amino acids)
Biological process (GO): riboflavin biosynthetic process
Cellular component (GO): mitochondrial intermembrane space; intracellular anatomical structure; riboflavin synthase complex
Molecular function (GO): 6,7-dimethyl-8-ribityllumazine synthase activity
Source: RefSeq, a predicted model, not a curated record
AUGUCUUCCCUCAAGGGCCCGGCUCCUCAGCACCACGACGGCUCCAGCCUCCGCAUCGGCAUCGUCCACGCCCGCUGGAACUCAACCAUUAUCGACCCUCUGGUCGCCGGCGCAAAGGCCAAGCUGCUCGAGGCCGGCGUCAAGGAGUCCAACAUUGUCAUCCAGUCCUGCCCCGGCUCCUGGGAGCUCCCCAUUGCUGUUCAGCGGCUCUUCUCGGCGUCGCAAAUCCAGUCCAAUGCCUCCGGCGCCCCCUCAGCCACCGACCUCCUCGGCGCCUCAACCAGCGACCUAACCGCUCUCUCCACCGGCGCAAACUCCAGCGGCCCCUUUGACGCCAUCAUCGCCGUCGGCGUCCUCAUCAAGGGCGAGACCAUGCACUUCGAGUACAUCGCCGACGCCGUCUCCCAGGGCCUCAUGCGCGUCCAGCUUGACAUUGGUAUCCCCGUCAUCUUUGGUGUCCUGACGGUGCUCGACGACGAGCAGGCCAAGUCCCGCGCGGGCAUCAGCACCAGCGCCGCCGGCAAGGGCCACAAUCACGGCGAGGACUGGGGCCUGGCGGCUGUGGAGAUGGGCGUCAAGAAGAAUGAGUGGGCGACGGGCAAGAUUCAGGGCUAA